AUGAAACUAACCUUCUCGUCUUCGAUAGUCUGCUUGAGGUUGAAGGCAUAUGACUCGAGUCCGUUCUUGGCUCCGAUGCGGUCCUUUUGGGCUUCAUCGUCGGCCUUAAAGACGUCCCUUGUCGUUGGUGAUGGUGAUCUUGUUCUGCUUUCCGGUGGACUUGUCGGUGGCGGAAACGUUCAAGAUUCCGUUAGCAUCAAUAUCGAAGGUAACUUCGAUUUGUGGGACUCCACGUGGUGCUGGUGGGAUUCCGGAGAGCUCGAACUUUCCAAGCAAGUUGUUGUCCUUGGUCAUGGCACGCUCUCCUUCGUAGACCUGGAUCAAGACUCCUGGUUGGUUGUCGGAGUAGGUGGUGAAGGUUUGAGCGGUCUUGGUUGGGAUGGUGGUGUUUCUCUUGAUGAGAGCAGUCAUGACACCUCCGGCAGUCUCAAUACCGAGAGAAAGUGGGGCAACGUCGAGAAGGAGAAGAUCUUGGACAGCCUCCGAUUUGUCUCCGGAGAGGAUGGCGGCUUGAACAGCAGCUCCAUAGGCAACAGCCUCGUCUGGGUUGAUAGACUUGUUGAGUUCCUUUCCGGAGAAGAGGUCAGAAAGAAGUUUCUGGACCUUUGGGAUACGAGUGGAUCCUCCGACGAGAACGAUGUCGUGGACCUGAAAAUAAGAUUUGUGAAAUGGUUCGAGAUUAUUGUUAAGACGACUAAGAAACUGACAACACAUGGGAAGCGAAACACCGGAACAGACGAGGAAAGACCUAGAUGGCAGGCCGGUGAUAUAACUUACUUGACUCUUGUCCAUCUUGGCGUCACGGAGGGACUUCUCGACUGGGUCCAUGGUGGAUCUGAAGAGAUCAGCGCAGAGCUCCUCGAAACGAGCACGAGUGAUGUUGGUGUAGAAAUCGAUUCCCUCGAAGAGAGAGUCGAUCUCAAUCGAAGCCUGGGAUGA
This is a messenger RNA of Caenorhabditis remanei, 939 nucleotides long. RefSeq lists its product as uncharacterized. The record is from RefSeq and is a predicted model, not a curated record. The coding region runs from base 1 to 939 and encodes 312 amino acids. The transcript has 3 exons. Lineage: Eukaryota; Metazoa; Nematoda; Chromadorea; Rhabditida; Rhabditidae.